This is a messenger RNA of Phanerochaete carnosa HHB-10118-sp, 234 nucleotides long. RefSeq lists its product as uncharacterized. The record is from RefSeq and is a predicted model, not a curated record. The annotation marks the transcript as partial. Lineage: Eukaryota; Fungi; Basidiomycota; Agaricomycetes; Polyporales; Phanerochaetaceae. The transcript has a single exon.
GCUCAUGCGACAAUGCAGGUGCUGGAUCUUGGAAGGCUUUCAUGAGAGUGGACCAACUUUGAAUCCCGUCGUUGCCGUCAAGUACUUUGACUCCGUCAUCGAGGUGCUCGAAUGGGGCCGCAGGACCUGGAAAGACGUGCCUAAGGCGGUCCGUGGAGACAUAUUCGAGGACACAUUCUUCGUUGGAGUGAAGUCUUUGAGACUCGAUGCCUGUAUUGCCGUGAGUGAUCCUGU